Molecule: messenger RNA, 1708 nt
Organism: Diorhabda sublineata
Lineage: Eukaryota; Metazoa; Arthropoda; Insecta; Coleoptera; Chrysomelidae
Product: peptidyl-prolyl cis-trans isomerase FKBP8
Exons: 6
Coding region: 163-1359 (398 amino acids)
Molecular function (GO): protein binding; peptidyl-prolyl cis-trans isomerase activity
Source: RefSeq, a predicted model, not a curated record
GCCUAUCAAAAUAAUUCCAAUGUUUAAAGGUCACAUAAUUAUCAUAACCUGAUUGCAAAAAAUAAGAAUUGUCAAAAAUAUUAAGUAAAAAAGACGAAAAAUUUCAGUAUCUUAAUUGCUUAUAACAUUAUAAUGAAAAUCUAAUUAUUCUGGUAUAUUAAAAUGGCUGAAUCGUUUGUGGAGCACGAAAAAUCAACCGAAUCUCUUUCAAAUGCAAGUACAAAAGAAAUAUUAGAGGAUUCCGAUCAAUCCGAAUUACCGGAAUUAGAACCUCUCGACGACGUCAAAAGCGAAGACAAUAUUAAUUGUAAAGAACAAACCAAAGAAGAAACCUCGAAACCAGAAGAAGAAACUUCAAAACCAGAAGAAGAAACCCCGAAACCAGAAUGGGUAGAUCUUCUAGGAAGCGGAGCUAUUAUGAAAAAAAUCGUCGUCGAAGGCGAACCGAAUAGUCGACCCCGAAGAAACGAAAAAUGUGUCAUAAAUUACAGUUGUUACCUGGAAGAUGAAACUUUGAUCCAACAGGAACGAAAUUUCGAAUUGAAUUUAGGAGAAUCUGAUGUUAUACAAGGUCUAGAUAUUUGUUUAGGGCUUAUGAAUAUUAACGAAACGUGUAAGCUGAAGAUCGAACCGAGAUUGGCUUAUGGUAAAAAGGGUUUACCUCCGAAAAUACCGAGCGACGCGGUGGUUAUUUUCGAAGUGCAAUUAGUAAGCGUCGAACCUGAAGACGACAUAGAUACCAUGGCGAUAGCGCAAAGAAGAAAAAAAGGAAAUAAGAAGAGGGAACGGGGUAAUUGGUGGUACACGCGAGGGGAGAACACCAUCGCUAUCCAAUGCUACCGGAGGGCGUUGGAUUAUUUGGACGAAGUCGAAGGGGGGGAUAAUACCAAAGGGGAAGUAUCAGAUUCGGAUUUACAGAGUAUACUGGAGGAUAGGAUUAGCGUUUAUAAUAAUAUGGCGGCGGCGCAUAUUAAGAUCGAACAGUUCGGGGCGGCGCUUAAUUCGCUUCAAAUCGUGCUUAGAUGUCAGCCUGAUAACGUUAAGGCUCAUUUCCGAAAAGCUAAAGCGUAUAUUGGACAAAACGAUUUGCCGACGGCAAUGAAAUGUUUGCAAAAGGCGAAGGAAUUAUCGCCGAACGAUCCGGAAAUUCAAAAAGAAAUGAACAAUUUAUCGAAAAUGUUGCUUAAGCAAAAGAUGUCCGAAAAGGAAUUGGCGAAACGAAUGUUUAACGGUUCCUCCAAAUCUGCAGAAACCAAUAAAAAGGCACCAGAAGGUAGAAAGAUCUUCUUGUGGGCCACAAUAGGAGCGGCCGUAGCGGCUGGAGUUGCAGGCGUCGUAGCUUACCGUUUAAAAAUUUAAUCAAAAUAAAAUCACUACCACUAAACUACCCAGUAUGCAUUUAAUUAGAAUAUUUCUUUUAAUAUGUUCGAAUUUUCGUUUUUUUUUUAUAUAUAUAUUUUGUCGGUGAGGAGAUUUCGUGUUGGUGAAUUUACGAAUUUUACAAUUGUCUGUUGUUUGUUCAUUUUUUUACAUUUUAAAUGAUCAUCGUUACCUGUCGUGAACUUUGACGCAUUUUUUCCUACGCUUGGCUGUUGAUAUCUUGAGAAAUUGAUUCGAAAACGAACUGAAUUGAUCACAAUCACUUUAUAUUACGAAGAUUAAAGACAGUGUAUUUGUUCAUACCAUUAAUAAAUUGUCUUUAAACUCA